This is a messenger RNA of Agrilus planipennis (emerald ash borer), 3588 nucleotides long. It is a transcript of the gene unc-45, whose product is annotated as protein unc-45 homolog B. Gene Ontology annotation, molecular function: Hsp90 protein binding. The transcript has a single exon. The record is from RefSeq and is a predicted model, not a curated record. The coding region runs from base 259 to 3102 and encodes 947 amino acids. Lineage: Eukaryota; Metazoa; Arthropoda; Insecta; Coleoptera; Buprestidae.
UGUAACCUAAAAAUAAUAACUGGAGGUUUGCCAAAGAAAUAUUUACUUGCUUAUUUGGAGAACUAAAAUUAAAUUAUCUAAAUUUAUUUGAUCUAGAAAUACCUAGAAAGUUCCUUAACAUUAUUUAUAAGAGUAGUCGGUUACAAGUUCAAAUCAGUAUAAAAAACGAAGUGAUUGUGAACAGUAGCAGAACAAGUUCGCACUACCUAAUAUUUUAUUUAAUCUAUUUUAUAAAGUUGACAGUGUUUAAGUUUGAAGAUGGUUCUAAUUAAUACAGAAGAGGCUCAACAGUUAAAAGAGAAAGGAAACGAAGCCUUCAAAAACAGUGACUGGGAAAGUGCAAUUUUGUAUUACACUAAAGCAAUCAAGUUGGCAGAAAAGGACGAAAGGAACCUUGCUAUUUUUUACAAAAACCGUGCAGCUGCUUAUUUGAAGCAAGAAAAAUAUGAAGAAGCCUUGAACGAUUGCAAUAGGUCAUUGGAAAUCAUACCAACCGAUCCUAAGACUUUAUUCAGAAGAAGCCAAGCAUUAGAAAAUCUGGGGAGAUUUGAAGAAGCAUACAGAGACGCUCGUGAAGCUUUAAAUCAAGAACCAAACAAUAAAGCUAUCCAGCCUACAUUGGAGCGAUUAUUCAAAAUUGUCCAGGAACGUGCUAGAGAAAAUGCUCAAACAGUUACAAAAGUUGAAAGUAUGUCUAAAAUUGCUUUCGACAUAUGUGCUGACAAAGAAAAACGUGAAACAGCGAUGAGCAACUUGUUGGUGCUGGCACGUGAGAGGAUCGGUUCUGAAAUGAUAAUAAAAGCUGGUGUUAUCCAGAAAAUCAAACAACUUCUAAAAGUAGAAAAGAAUCGCGACAUUUACCUUAAUGGAAUACGAAUAAUCGGUGAACUGUGUCGACAUUCUGCGGAACAAACAAAAACUGUGCUAAAAGAUGUUGGCUUGCCGUGGUUUUUAGAAAUUUUGGACAGUAGUGAUGAAAAACAGGUUAAUGCAGCCCAGUAUUGUAUGCAGAUAGUGCUGAAUUCAUUUUCAGGCAUGGAUAACAAAGCAGACACUAAACCGAAUAAAGAACUUUGUGAACAAAACAAAUUUCAAAUAGACAUGUUACUCUCGUGUUUGGUGUACUCUCUGAAUAAUAGAACUAUUACGGGAUUGGCUCGUGACGCUCUUAUCGAACUUCUGGCUAAAAAUGUUCAUUAUUCGGCUUUAAAUUGGGCAGAACGCUUUAUGGAAAUCGGAGGGAUUCAAAAAUUAAUGGAGGUAGCAAGUGAAUUAGAAGAGUAUAAGUACGAGAGUUCUAUGAACAUAACUUCAAACACUGCAUCUAUUGUGUCGGUGUGUCUCUCUCGUAUUUAUGAAAAUAUGUAUUACGACGAAGCUAGACAAAAAUUCGUUCAGAAAAUAGAAGACUUUAUCAAAGACAAACUCCUUACCCCUGAUAUUGAAUCGAAAGUUAGGGUUGCAGUAGCUCUCACCGUCCUUCUAAGAGGAACUCUUGAUAUAGGCAACAGUAUAGUGGGUAAAGAAGGUAUUUUGGAAAUGAUUUUGGUGAUGGCAAACACUGAAGAUGAACUUCAACAAAGGGUUGCUUGCGAGUGUCUGAUUGCAGCAGCCAAUAAGGCUGAUAAAGCCAAAGCAAUAAUUAGUAAGGGAAUGGACAUUUUGAAGAAGUUGUAUAAAUCAAAGAACGAUGGUGUCCGUGUCAGAGCUCUAGUAGGUCUUUGCAAACUAGGAAGCAGUAGUGGAACUGAUGCAUCAGCGAAACCAUUGGCUGAAGGAUCAACUAUUAAAUUAGCUGAAGCAUGUAGAAGGUUCCUGUUGCAUCCCGGAGAAAACUGGGAUUUGAAAAAGUGGGCAGCAGAAGGUCUUGCCUAUCUCACACUGAAUGCCGAAGUUAAAGAAAAGCUAAUCGAAGAUCGAGCUUCUCUUCAGGCUCUGAUAGAACUGGGGAAACGUGGUGAUCAUUCUGUUCUCUUUGGUGUCAUAACAACGUUGGUUAAUUUGUGUAAUGCAUAUGAAAAGCAAGAAGUCAUUCCAGAAAUGAUAGAACUAGCCAAGUUUGCCAAGCAACACAUUCCCGAAGAACAUGAACUUGAUGAUCCAGAUUUCGUUUCUAAACGUAUUCUAAUUCUGGGAAAGGAAAAUGUUACUUCAGCACUUGUCGCUCUUUCAAAAACCGAAAGCCCAAAUUCGCGAGAACUGAUAUCCAGGGUUUUCAAUUCUCUCUGCAGCGAACAGGAAUUAAGAGGGAUUGUUGUGCAACAAGGAGGAGUAAAAGUGUUAAUGAGUCUGGCUCUUAAAGGUACAGAAAAAGGUAAACGUCACGCCGCCCAAGCCUUGGCCCGUAUAGGUAUUACAAUGAACCCAGAAGUAGCAUUUCCUGGCCAAAGAACUCUUGAAGUUAUUAGACCGUUAAUAUAUCUUUUGAAUACCGACUUCAGUGGUCUUGAGAAUUUCGAAGCUCUUAUGGCUCUAUGUAACAUAGCCCAAGUAAGCGAACCAGCUCGUCAAAGAAUAAUCAAGGAAGAAGGCAUCUCUAAAAUUGACCAUUAUAUUUACGAAGACCACGAAAUGUUAAAACGUGCAGCAACUCAAGUGACUACCAACCUUUGUAUGUCUCCAGAUGUUCAGAAAAUGUUUGAAGGCGAAAACGAUAAGCUAAAAUACCUCAUUCUUCUAUGUCAAGAGGAAGAUCUUGAAACCGUUCUUGCAGCCUCAGGUGCUAUUGCAAUAUUAACAGGAAACAGCGAAAAAUGUUGCAAGAAAAUGUUCGAAUGCGGUGGAUGGUUGGACAGCUUACGUGCUCUUUUAGCGAACACCAAUAAUAACGUGAGGUAUAGGGGAGUAUCCAUAAUAAGGAACAUGAUGGAAUCUUCUCAAGAAGUUGCUGAAAAAAUUAUAGCUACUGAUAUUAUGGAAAUUUUGAUGGCUUUGCUUAAAUUGGAAGAAGAUGGUAUAAAGAAUGUCAAACCUGCAAUUGAAAAAGCCCUAAAAGCAGCUGAAAAGUGGGGUAUUAUUAAGAAAAAUGAUGGAACUGUUAACGAAGAUCCUUUUGCACACGCUGAAAUUCGAACAGAAUCUGAUGAAAAUGUUACGACUUGAAAUUAAUUUAAUAAUAGUUAUAAGCUAAAAGAAAUAAAAAAUUUUGUCUACUGUUUUAGGUAGAAUAUUGUACAUUCUGUUAAAUCUUUUCAAAUAUUAUGUACAUAUAUUUAUUAAAAAUUUUAACCAGAAAUGAGCUAUUGUAACAAAAUUUUUGUACAUUCUCUAAAGUGAGAUAGAGAACUGAUUAGUCUUGUAUUAUAUGUUUAUUAAAAUUCUAAUCAGAUUUGUAGAAAGUUUUAUCUCUACGAACUUCUAGAUGUUUAGAGCAUUUGAAUUGUCUAAUCCUAGCCUAUACUAACAAUGUUUUCAAAAAUGAAGUAAGGCCAGUCUUCUAACCAUUAGAGCUCAAAGCCAACAUAUGAUGUUCAAACUUCCGAACGAUUAUACAUUUAUUAAUUACAUUAGAGUCUGUCAAAUCAUAUAUUGCAAACUAGCAAUUUGUUAAGAUCAGGUCACAGGCAAUUCCGGAUGUUUUGAAAAUAU